Molecule: messenger RNA, 1646 nt
Organism: Clupea harengus (Atlantic herring)
Lineage: Eukaryota; Metazoa; Chordata; Actinopteri; Clupeiformes; Clupeidae
Gene: srsf10a
Product: serine/arginine-rich splicing factor 10-like
Exons: 6
Coding region: 109-945 (278 amino acids)
Molecular function (GO): RNA binding
Source: RefSeq, a predicted model, not a curated record
UAUAGCACAAUCUGCGCAUGCGGAUAAGGCACAACUGACGAGUGGCGACGUGUGCUAGGUGCCUUUCUCGCUUCCCCGAUUUUGUAAACGGAUUAAGAAAUUUAAAAAAUGGCCAGAUACCUAAGGCCACCAAAUACAUCUCUCUUCAUCCGAAACAUUUCUGACGAAUCCAGGCCAGAGGAUUUGCGUCGUGAGUUUGGUCGGUAUGGGCCUAUUGUAGAUGUCUACAUUCCUGUUGACUUCAAUAAUCGUCGGCCAAGAGGAUUUGCAUACAUUCAGUUUGAAGACGUGCGUGAUGCCGAAGAUGCUCUGCACAACCUGGACCGCAAGUGGGUGGCUGGCCGCCAGAUUGAGAUCCAGUUUGCCCAAGGAGAUCGCAAGACUCCUGGCCAGAUGAAAACAAAGGAACGGCAUUCCCCGCGCAGCUUCUCGCGCUACGAUGACCACGAGCGUGAAGGUCGGCGCAGGCGCUCUCGCAGCCGCAGCCACGAGCGCAGCCACGAGCGCCGCCGGUCUCGCAGCCCCUCGUACGAGCGCAGCAGGCCCCGGCGCUCCGAGAGCCCUAGAGAGUCACGAUCGCACGGAAGACACAGCAGACGCAGCAGAAGCCGUGAGAAUGAUAGGUACAGGCCUCCUCAGCGGGAGCAUCACAGAGCUCACCGUGGCGGGGGUGGUGGUGCAGGUGGCAGUGGCGCCGGUGCCUCUCACAGCCACACGCCGUCCCAUUCCCCCUCCCCCAACAGGUUCAAAGCUAAGGGGCGCCGCACCCACUCGCCCUCCAAGUCCCCAAGCCCCGCCGUGGAGGACUUCCACCAUACUUCCGGCUCACGUGAGGCUCAGAAGGAGUCUCGCAUGCGCUCCCCAUCCCGCUCCUGCUCGCGCUCUCUGUCCCGCUCCAGAUCCCGCUCACGCUCCUGGGCUGGCCGCAAAUCCGGGGGGCACUAAGGCACCCCAGCAUGCCCCCCCACCCCACCAGGGACACCUCCAUUUUACCAUUUUCUUACAGACAUCACUAACUACAUAAUAUUCAGAUUUUGAAUGGAGUGACGCUAGGCCCUCUCCAUCUUUAGUUGAUGAGACAAGAUCAUGAGGUUUAUUUCUGAAGAGAAAACUGGUUUAAAGUUGCAAAAAGAGACAUUAUUUUUGACACGUUCUGAAAUUGUAGUGUCCUGACUUUUUUUUUUCUUCAAGAUUUUAAUUGCCUCUGUGCUUAGUCAGAGACUGUACAAUUUGGUACAGCAAAGAAAUUUGAAAAAUUCUUUCAAGCUAAAUAAUCUGUUUUUCUUCCAGGUCUAGAUAAAACGUUAACUUAAAGUCUGGGUCAGCCUUUUGUACUAUAAAUGGGAACUCGGUUUGUGCCGAAGCCAGUCAUGUAUGGUGUGACAAAUUUGGUGGUUUAAUUCUUUGUAAGGUUUUGUAAGGUACAUAGUCCUACGCAUCAUUACUUCCUCAUUUUGCAAUACAUGUGACGUAUGACCCAUUAUAAAAAAAACAAGUUUUCUUCCUGAUGUCGUUCUGUUUUUUUGCUUUGUUAUGCCUACAUAAACCACCAGGAAUGAUAUUUUUUGGAAAGUUGUACUAGAGUGAAGUUUGUUCCAUCUGUUUCUUACUUUGUUUCAUAUGUCAAUAAAGAGCUUUUUUUUCUA